AUACGUUGUUAGGGCUUUUAUUGUGAAAUAUUUAUGACUUUUCCGGUAUCUGCGUGUCAUCCUUCUUUGGUGGUGCUCGUCAUUCGACUGACAGCCGGUAGCUACGCCUGUUAGCUACGCUCAAACAGCCAGGUUUAACUGCACGGCACUGUGCAGGCAAAAACCUACAUCAAGCCCUUUUCUGCAUUAAAGCGAGUAAUUCCAAUUAUUGUGUGACUGGGUGGAGAAUUGCUGGAUAUCGAGCCGACGUAAGCCGAGAGAGGGUGUCCUCCACGAAUGAUUGACUCACCGUGUGUGGCUAGCUAGCGAAGAAGAGGGUGGGGACAAAAACUUCCAAGACCUCGCCCAACGUUGCUUCAUUCCGGCAGGCAGCUAACUACACUCUUGACGGUGUGACAGAACCACACCAGAACUAACCCGGUUAUUAUCCAGGGGGAGACUGACACAGCGGUGUCAACCAAGGGCAGAAAAACUAAGUUAACGUUACCAUGUUCAGGAAAAACGGAAAGAAAGACCCCGAGUUGUUCCAGAAUGUGUCGGAGGGUCUGCGGCGGCUCUACCGGACCAAACUGUUCCCUCUGGAGGACACGUAUCGAUUCCACGACUUCCACUCCCCCGCACUCGAAGAUGCCGACUUCGACAACAAGCCCAUGGUCCUCCUGGUGGGUCAGUACUCCACCGGGAAGACGACCUUCAUCCGUCACCUGAUGGAGCAGGACUUCCCCGGUAUGCGGAUCGGCCCCGAGCCAACGACGGACUCUUUCAUCGCGGUGAUGCACGGUGAACAGGAGGGGGUGAUACCAGGCAACGCUCUCGUUGUCGACCCGAAAAAACCCUUCCGCAAACUCAACGCCUUCGGCAACGCAUUUCUCAACAGGUUCAUGUGUGCUCAGAUGCCCAAUCCUGUCCUGGAGAGCAUCAGCAUCAUCGAUACUCCUGGAAUUCUGUCUGGGGAGAAACAGAGGAUCAGUAGAGGUUAUGACUUUGCAGCGGUGCUGGAGUGGUUUGCAGAGCGCGUGGACCGCAUCAUCCUGCUGUUCGACGCCCACAAGCUGGACAUCUCCGACGAGUUCUCCGAGGUGAUACGCGCUCUCAAGAACCACGAGGACAAAAUGCGCGUGGUGCUGAACAAGGCGGACCAGAUCAGCACUCAGCAGCUGAUGAGGGUCUACGGAGCACUGAUGUGGUCUCUGGGCAAAAUCAUCAACACUCCUGAGGUGGUGCGCGUUUACAUCGGCUCAUUUUGGGCCCAGCCCCUGUUGGUCCCCGACAACAGGAAGCUGUUUGAGGCAGAGGAGCAGGACCUGUUCUUAGACAUCCAGUCGUUGCCACGUAACGCAGCACUACGCAAACUCAACGACCUCAUCAAGCGGGCACGCCUCGCUAAGGUACAAGCCUACAUCAUCAGUUCUCUGAAGAAGGAGAUGCCGAGUGUGUUUGGGAAGGACUCCAAGAAGAAGGAGCUGAUCUCCAACCUUGGAGAGAUCUACCUGAAGAUUGAGAAGGAGCACCAGAUCUCACCUGGAGACUUCCCCAACAUCAACAAGAUGCAGGAGCUGCUGAAUGGCCAAGACUUCUCCAAGUUCCCAGCGCUGAAGCCCAAGCUGCUCGAGGCCGUGGAAGACAUGCUGGCCAAUGACAUCGCCCGUCUCAUGGCCUUGGUACGCCAGGAGGAGGCCGCCAUGCCCAGCCAGUCUGUCAAGGGUGGAGCUUUUGAGGGCACCAUGUCCGGGCCCUUCGGCCACGGCUAUGGUGAAGGCGCCAGCGAAGGUAUCGACGAGCUGGAGUGGGUGGUGGGCCGUGACAAGCCCACGUACGAUGAGAUCUUCUACACGCUCUCACCCAUCAACGGCAAAGUGUCUGGCGCCUCAGCCAAGAAAGAAAUGGUCAAGUCCAAGCUGCCCAACACAGUCCUGGGGAAGAUCUGGAAGCUGGCUGAUGUGGAUAAAGAUGGCUUCCUCGAUGAUGAGGAGUUUGCCCUGGCCAAUCACCUCAUCAAGGUAAAGCUGGAGGGUCACGAGCUGCCCGCAGCGUUGCCUGACCACCUGGUGCCCCCAUCAAAGCGCGGGGUGGUGCUGGAGCGCGGGGUGGUGCUGGAGGCCCAGUAAUCCAGAGCAGAGGGGCGUGGCCUGGAGACUACCCACUUUUGAAUAGGACUUAGACGCAAGUCCUACACAGCCGUGAGCGUCAUCCUCUCGGAAGCUGUGGGUCUCCAGGAUUCCUAACACACCGUGAGGAGGAAUUGCUGUGAUCUUUUUCACCAGAGAGAGACUGGAGGGAUUCUGUGGGAGGGCUGGGCGGCGGGGCUUUGUGCAUUUGGGGAUAAGUGUGCAGAUAUCUGUGAGGAAUAAAUAAAGGGGAAGUGGGUUGGGUGAAUUGCCAACUAACAGAAGGACAAUACUGGGUUCAGUAAUUCACACGAGAGUUGGAGGUUGCAUGAGAGGGUUGGACAUGGAUUUGUACAUCCUGUGUAAAAGAUGUCUGAUAAGUAUACAGUCCAUAUUAUUAUUAUAUGUUCAUCCAAAGAAACAUAGCUUUUUUCCAUUUGGAGAGAGAGGAGAGAAAUCAAAUCAGCUGUUAGAAUUGUUUUAUCUAUAUUUUUGUAUUUCUGACUGUUAACUUUGAGGCUCUUUCCAAAUGCUUCCCUUUUUAUUAUUUUGCCAGAUAAAUAAAAAGGAAAUAUUUACCAUCA
Messenger RNA from Myripristis murdjan (pinecone soldierfish), 2692 nucleotides. It is a transcript of the gene ehd1a, whose product is annotated as EH-domain containing 1a. Gene Ontology annotation, biological process: endosomal transport; endocytosis. Gene Ontology annotation, cellular component: plasma membrane; cytoplasm. The record is from RefSeq and is a predicted model, not a curated record. NCBI's taxonomy places the organism in Eukaryota, Metazoa, Chordata, Actinopteri, Holocentriformes, Holocentridae. Bases 489 to 2108 code for a protein of 539 amino acids. Gene Ontology annotation, molecular function: protein binding; calcium ion binding; GTP binding. The transcript is spliced from 6 exons.